Hemibagrus wyckioides is the source of this 1680-nucleotide messenger RNA. RefSeq names its product interleukin 34 (gene il34). Gene Ontology annotation, molecular function: cytokine activity; macrophage colony-stimulating factor receptor binding. Bases 473 to 1090 code for a protein of 205 amino acids. Gene Ontology annotation, biological process: positive regulation of monocyte differentiation; positive regulation of protein phosphorylation; positive regulation of cell population proliferation. The record is from RefSeq and is a predicted model, not a curated record. Lineage: Eukaryota; Metazoa; Chordata; Actinopteri; Siluriformes; Bagridae. The transcript has 8 exons.
UCAGGGCCGGGCUAAUCGAGCUGAAAAGUGAAAGUAAAAUGCAGCCCAGUGAUCUCAGCUCUGAAGGAACUCAAGCAAGCUGCGACGACCACGCGAGUUCACACGCAGAGAGUCAGCGUUAAAAAAAAAGGCUCGCCGUGGGAAUUUCCAGAUAUACACGGGUUCUCGUACUGGGGGCUUUACAAGAUAUAAUGACGGAGUAGGAAGGAUUUUUUUUUAAACACACGUCAAGACUAAUAAGGACCUCUUGACUGCGCACUGUGGCGCGAUCAGAGCCAGGCGUUGAACAUUAACAUCGGAAAGCCUAAUUGAAAGAGGCACUCCUUGGAAGACACCAAGCACUGAAGCAGCCCGCAUAAGCCCGGGGAAAGGGUUACCCAGCACGUGACUGUGUCCGGUGGGAAAAGUUUGGAGACGUUUGUGUUUGCGCCUGAUUUCACUUGAGUAGAGAGACUAGAACUUCAGCAGAAGCAUGGUCCGAUUUGAAGCUUGGCUCCUUAUGGUGUUUCUGGGUCUGAUGUGGGCAUUACCAAUCUGGAUGAGCACUCUAACACCUCAGUUCUGCACAUCUCUGAAAACUCUGGAAGAUCGGCUCAAUGCAUCAUUAAGGAAACGAUAUUUGAAACAUAACUUUCCUAUUAACUACACCCUACAAGUGCGUUAUGAAGAGGUCUUCAGACUGAAAAAUAUCAGUAAGCUGAAUGACUCUGCAGAUUUGAGGGAUCUCCAGGAAUUGUGGUUCGAGGUCACUGACAGAGGAAUAAAGAAGAUUUUGACUGUGCUGCCAGAGAAACACCCAACACGCCGUAAAUACCUGAAAGAACUCCAUGACCAAUUCAUACUCAUCGAGGAAAACUUCCAAGAGCAGAACCCUUAUGAGGGAGCUAUUCCAGAAGUCAUUCGGGAUAUUAAGGAACGCUUGGAGGAUACAAACUAUCAGGGCUGGAGAUCUGUCACACCUAAAUCAUUACUAGACAACUGUUAUCGGUCCAUGCACUGCCUAUUCAAGGACUGCUUCGUAAUCAACGGCACACAGUAUGACUACUGCAAACCUCAGCACUGGAGAAAGGGAAAGGAAACACAAGGAUGAUAGGAAGUUCCCUAAUUGAGGAUUUUCUACUGGGAAAUGCAGAAAAAAAGGCCACAGGCAUGCGGUGUGUUCACAAGGCUGUUGUUCACCAGCAUACAAGCCGUCCAUUUUGACCUUUAUCCAUCCAUUUUGCUAUAGCAUAUUAUAUAUCUAAUUUGAAACUAUAGCUAACUUAACAAGCUCCCUGGAUUCACACUGCCAACAGAUAUUUAAUGGUGUGCUUAAUGAUGUUCUUGAUCCUGUGUGCCAAAAUAGCAUUGUGUGUGUGUGUGUUGUGUUCUGUGAUCUUCUACAGGUAAUAGAAGUGAGCAUAUGUGUGUGUGUGUGUGUGUGUGUAUGUGUGUAUAUUACAUGCAGAUGUUUAGCUGACUGCUGGCUUAGUCAGCAAAUUCCUGUUUCCUUUGCUUUGCGCUUUGAUAUAAGCUACAUUCUCAUAAAUAUUACAUGUCUGUUGUUAUAUGAUGUUUUUUUAACGAUGUCCAUUUUUUUAAAUGCAUUUUAUGUUAUUUAUUUAGAGAUUUCUACAGAAUGUUCUAGUAACUAUGUUGGAGAAAAAAAAUUAAAUAAACAUCCCUCUGGCUCCCCCAUGU